UGUGAAUAUAUAAACUAAAUGCAGCCACGCACCGUUGUCCUGUACAAUACGCUUAAUUAUACGUCGUGUAUAGACUACAUAUAUUUCCCAAUAUCAUAGUGAACUAUUGAGUCGCUUUGAUACACUGCGAAACCGCCACAACGUGUAUCUCCGUGUCAAGCAACCAACCCUCGCGUCCUGGCAACGAACACUUGCGAAAAAACAAUUCCAAAAAAAUCUCUUAAAAACGCCAGAGAUAAAAGACUUCUACUGGAAUACUUGACCCAAGACAUGGAGUCCGAUCAAACACCUAGCCCUGCGCAGCAUGGCAUAGACCAGACCACGGAAACAGUUACAACAACGCCACCAGCUCCAGUACAGGAGCCUCCCAAAUCAUGGGACGUCGAAGCAAAAAAGCCUGAAGACGAAACGUCUAGAUCCAAUCUCGAAACCGCCCUCGUCAUCGUCGCGCUCUGCCUGGCCCUCUUUCUCGCGGCCCUCGACACCACCAUCGUCACCACCGCUAUUCCUACCAUUGCCCACGAGUUCCAGUCCUCAGCCGGCUAUGUCUGGGUAGGCAGCGCAUACCUCCUCGGUAAUGCCAGCUUUGUCCCUCUCUGGGGCAAAUUAUCCGAUAUCUUUGGCCGAAAGUACACCCUCCUCGCUACCAUUGCUGUCUUCUGGGUCGGCUCGCUGCUCUGCGCCGUGAGCGUGUCCAUGCCCAUGCUGAUCGCGGCCAGAGCCAUCCAGGGCGUGGGCAGCGGAGGUGCCAUCGUGUUGCCCAACAUUUGCAUCUCCGAUCUCUUUUCUGUCCGUAAACGAAGUCUGUACUUUGCCAUCUUUGGCGGUGUAUGGGCCAUCGCUGGCGCCAUUGGGCCCGUCCUGGGUGGUGUUUUCACGACAAAGGUCACUUGGCGCUGGUGCUUCUAUGUCAACUUGCCCAUCUCUGGUCUUGCAAUCAUUAUUCUCAUCAUCUGGCUUCGCAUCCAUAACCCGCAUACCCCGCUUCGCGAGGGCUUGCUCGCGAUUGACUGGGUUGGCAGUCUGCUGAUUGUGGGUGGAACACUCAUGCUUCUUCUGGGUCUUGGUUUUGGAGGUGUCCAGUACGCUUGGGACUCUGCGACUGUCAUCUGUCUCAUUAUGUUUGGUGUGGUUACAAUGGGCAUCUUUGCAGCUUACGAAGCAAAGGUUGCCAAGUUUCCCAUUUUCCGCAUGGCUCUGCUUCGUGACAGAAGCAGUCUGGCAUCCCUUGCUGUUUGCUUCUGGCACGCUUUUACAUUCAUCGGUGGCACAUUCUGGCUCCCACUGUACUUUCAAGCCAUUCUUAGCCAGUCUUCUCUGAUGUCCGGUGUCUACUUGCUGCCCUUUGCUCUGUUUCUGUCGCUUUCGUCCGCUGUUACAGGCAUCACCAUCAACAAGACAGGGCACUACAAGAUCCAGAUCUUGAUUGGCGCCCUGCUCAUGACUCUUGGAUUUGGGCUGAUGACUGACCUUGGUGCGGAACGAAACUUUGCCAAGACGAUUGUUUUCCUAAUCAUCGCUGGACUGGGUGUUGGGCCUAUUUUUCAAGCUCCCCUCAUUGCACUUCAGUCGAAUGUGGCUCCUCGCGAUAUUGGCUCCGCGACGUCUUGCUUUGGAUUUGUCCGUCAAAUUGGAACAAGUAUGUCGGUCGUCAUUGGAGGCGUCAUCUUCAACAACCAGAUGGAAACCCAAUUUCCUACGCUGGAGAAAGAGCUCGGCAAAAAUGCAUUCGCAUUUAGCGGCGCAAAUGCCGCCGCCAAUGCCCUGGUAGCUGGUCAACUUGAAGGCCACGAAGCAACUAUUGUCCACGAAGCGUACUGGAUUUCGCUCCGUGGUCUUUUCAUCCUCUUUACAUGCACUGCUUUUAUCACAUUUUUAUUUGGGCUAGGAAUCCGCCAGAAGGAACUGAGCAAACAGCAUCAGGAGCACAAAACAGGUUUGCAAUCACUAAAGCCUGCUGAAGGCAAGGAGAAGGAGGGUGAGGUUGCAAAGUAAUAAUGGACGCCGUUUCACAAAAACUGGGAGAGAUUAGUAUAGAGAGUUUUUUGUUAUGUUUUAUUUCUGAAUUUUGUAUUAUUUGCAUAUUUUUACUCAUAGAUAUUCUCAUCUUCCAUUUAAAACGUAGCCAACACGUCUAAUACAAAAUAUCCCUACUCCAACUGCCAUUGCUAUAUACUGCACCCAAUACCAU
[Torrubiella] hemipterigena is the source of this 2191-nucleotide messenger RNA. The record is from the annotation of a GenBank genome assembly. NCBI's taxonomy places the organism in Eukaryota, Fungi, Ascomycota, Sordariomycetes, Hypocreales, Clavicipitaceae.